Malassezia restricta is the source of this 2394-nucleotide messenger RNA. RefSeq names its product kinesin family member 11. Gene Ontology annotation, cellular component: spindle microtubule; nucleus. Gene Ontology annotation, biological process: mitotic spindle assembly; microtubule-based movement. The coding region runs from base 1 to 2394 and encodes 797 amino acids. Lineage: Eukaryota; Fungi; Basidiomycota; Malasseziomycetes; Malasseziales; Malasseziaceae. The record is from RefSeq and is a predicted model, not a curated record. The transcript has a single exon. Gene Ontology annotation, molecular function: plus-end-directed microtubule motor activity; ATP binding; microtubule binding.
AUGUCGACGACGUACCGACGUGCGCACCUUGGCCUGCGUGCGCCUGGGCGCGCCGUAUCGGCGAGUGCGGCAAGUAGCGUGCGUGCUGCACCAGGAGGCCGCUCUGCCUCGGCUACGAGUGUGCCGGAUCAUCGCCGUGCGGAGACAUCGAUGCGAGUGCUGGUGCGUGUGCGGGGCACGGCACCGGCGGGCGAGAGUGUGCUGGUCACAGAGGGGGCGCGUGGUGAGCAUGUGACGCUCGUGCAGGAUGCGUCGCCGUCGUCAUCGCGCUCUAGAACGUACGCGUUUGAUCAGGUGCUAAGUGCAGAGGCGGAUCAGAAUAUGGUGUAUACGGAAGCCAUAGGGAGCGUACUGGACGAUGUGCUCCUAGGAUACCAUUGCACGAUUUUCGCGUAUGGACAGACGGGCACAGGCAAGACACAUACGAUGGAGGGUGAUUUAUCGUCGUUCAUGGAAACGUAUGCACCCGACGCAGGCGUGAUUCCACGCGCCUUGUACCGCCUCUUUCAUGUGCUCGAGUCGCGCGGCAGCGACUUUGCGGUGCGCAUGUCUUUGGUCGAGCUGUACAAUGAGGAGCUGCGUGACCUGCUCAGUGAUGAGCCGACGUCUCUGCGUAUGUACGACGAUCCACGGGGCCGCGGCAUCAUGCUGCAGGGUGUGGAAGAAGUGCCACUUACGAGUGCAGCGCAUGGGCUGGCACUCUUACGACGAGGAAGUGAGCGACGGCACGUCGCCUCGACGCUGUGCAACCAUACGUCCAGUCGCUCCCACUGCGUAUUCUCGCUGACAGUGCAUGUCAAGGACACGACUGGCACGCGCAGCCAAGGCGAGGAAAUGAUGCGGAUCGGCAAGAUGAAUCUGGUGGAUUUGGCCGGCAGCGAGAGCAUCGGACGCAGCGGUGCCGAGCAUCGGCGCGCACGCGAGGCUGGCGCGAUCAACCAGAGCCUGUUGACGCUCGGCCGGGUGAUCAACGCCCUCGUAGAAGGGAGUGCGCAUGUGCCGUACCGCGAGUCGCGGCUGACACGUUUGCUGCAAGACUCGCUGGGUGGACGUGCCAAGACUUGCAUUAUCGCGACCGUCAGUGACGACCGCGAAAACGUGGAAGAGACGCUGUCCACGCUGGACUAUGCGUCUCGGGCCAAAUCGAUCAAAAACCGCCCCGAGGCGAGUCAGCGCAUGACUCGUGCAGCGCUUCUCCGUGAAUACGUCGCUGAAAUGGACCGUCUACGCAGUGACUUGGCCGCCACACGCGCCCAAAACGGCAUCUACGUGAGCCAAGAAUCCUGGGCCCAUAUGGAAGCUGAGCGUGCACUUCUCAGAAAGCAGCUCGACGAGCACCAGCGUGGCGCCGAUGUAUCGGCGAGCCGGCUGCACAGCAUGCAGGAGCAGCUCGAGCAGAAUUCACGUGUGCUGGCGAAACGCGAGGCGGACGCGGCGCGGGCCGAGUCAGAGCUACAGACCCUGGCUCAGCGGGCCCAAGAAGAUCUGGCUUCCCUCAUGGAGCGCGUUCGUGCACAUGCUGCAUGCAUCCAGCGGAGCAUCGCGUCCUCGCUGACGUCCAUGGAAUCUGUCGGCGAUGCCCCUGCUUUCACUGAGCACGUCGCGCAGAUUCUGCAGCAACAUCUUGAUGCGCUGCACACCGAGCAUACCCGGUCAGCCGCUGCCUUCGGCACGUCCAUUCAGACGCAUGCGAGGCAUGUAGCGGAGCUGCUAGAGACAUCUCAAAGUCUGGGACGCGCAUGGCACACGAGCCUCAUUGAGACUGCGUCACGUACCGAGGCGUUUGCGCAGCACGCCCAGGCAAGCUCAGCACACGCACACGAGCAUGCCGUGCGCGCUGCGCAGCGGUGGAACGAGGCCCAGCGCGCCAUGCAGACGGACGCAGAUACACUCAAAGCAGCUCUCGUUCAAGCUAUCGAUACCUUUGUGCAUACCCAAGACACCCGUCUGGCUCACCACGCGAGUGAAGCAACGCAUGCAGAGCGCGAUGCCGCGCAUGCCCAUGCAUCUACGAUACCGCUUAUCACGGCUCAGCAACAGGCCAUGCAGCAAGCCAGGCAUGAGCACCAGACCGCUCUGAUGCAGAUGGAGCAGGCAGUGCGACACGUUACUGACAGCGAGCAGUCCCACCAGCAAGCAUGGAGCGCGCACCAGCGGCACGUCCAAGACGCCGAAGACACGGCCCGCGAAAGCGUCGGACAGGCUACGGAGCAGGUUGCUGCACCUGCGGAGCAAUACAUUCAGGCAUCGCGCGCGUCGACUCGCACAGCCAUUCAGACCGUCAAGGAGGUACACACGGCACUGGGCACGCUGACCGACCGUUGGCCUCUGCAGGACUAUGAUACCAACCGUGAUGUGCCCAGUAUUACGCCUCGGAAGCGGCACGUACCAUAG